Saprolegnia parasitica CBS 223.65 is the source of this 1497-nucleotide messenger RNA. RefSeq lists its product as hypothetical. The transcript is spliced from 8 exons. Gene Ontology annotation, molecular function: RNA binding; protein binding; tRNA (guanine) methyltransferase activity. Gene Ontology annotation, biological process: tRNA methylation. The record is from RefSeq and is a predicted model, not a curated record. Lineage: Eukaryota; Oomycota; Saprolegniomycetes; Saprolegniales; Saprolegniaceae. Bases 1 to 1497 code for a protein of 498 amino acids.
AUGAAGUACCUCUUGCUUGUCAUCCGCGGCCUCGAGUACUUGGCAGUCGAAGAGAUUCAUGCCAAGCUUACGGUUAUCUCGGUGAACGUCAUCACGCCCCAGACCAACGCGGCGUUUCCGCAACGCGACUACGAGCGGGGCGAGGCCGCUGUUGGCAAAAUCGUGCUCGAGACAACAUCCUCGCCAGGCGACACCUUUCGCUUCCGAGCGUCGUGCGUCCGCGAUGGCAAGCACGCGUACAAUUCGGAAAAGAUCGCUGGCGAAGUCGGGGGCGCACUCUUGGAGCAUUUCGGCUGGAAGGUCUCGUUGACCGAGUUCCACAUGGAAGUCGUCUGCUUCGUGCUGCACAACCACGUCGUCUGUGGCGUUUCUCUCGCGGACCCGCGCAAGAUUUUCUUCAAGAGCCGCCUUGCGAACGAAGAGCGACACCCUAGCAUGACUUCAAUUCAGUACAUUUCGACGCUUCGCCCGUCGACCGCGUACAUGCUGCUCCAGCUCGCGCGUAUCGAGGCCGGUGACAUUGUCCUCGACGCCAUGUGCGGCGUUGGCACUAUUCCCGCGUCCGCCACGUACCUCGCCGCCCCCGUGUUUGCAUUGGGUGGCGACGUCGAAGAAGACGCUGUCGAGAAGGCCGGGCGCAACGUUGCGGCGCGGCCUGCAACCAUUUGCCAAUGGGAUAGCCAGCGCCUACCACUUCGUGACGGCUGUGUCGACAAGAUCGUGAUCGACAUGCCGUUCGGCGUGCGCUGCGGCAGUCACCAGAAAAACAGCAAGUUAUACCCGCGCUGCAUGGCCGAGCUGUGCCGGGUGUUGCGCGACCACGGUCGUAUUGUGCUUCUUGUGAUGUCCAAGAAACUCAUCAAGGGCUGCCUUGGCAACAAGAACACCGCGGCGCUCUCGAUCGUUGAGGAACUGCACGAAGACAAUAUCGCUACGGCCCAGCGCAUCUAUGACGACGCGCUCGAGGCCAAUGGACCCUCCACCGAGCUUCUCAAUGCCGCGCUUAGCGUGCUCACGAACGCCCUGCGCAUCCAGCGCGCGCUCGACUUUGUCGCGACCGAGUUCCCCAAGCACGACCUCGCACCGGACGCACUCACGUACAGAAGCCUCAUGCGCAUGUUUUUGCGCGCCAAGCGCAUCAAGCGCGCCGAGGCGCUCAUCAGCGAGGCUAAGGCCGCUGGCAUCGCACCUGAUGCCGACUUUUACGGACACCUCGUCGACUACUAUGCCCGGCAGAACCGUCUGCGCAGCGCGCUCUCGACGCUCGAAGAGAUGGACCGUCUUGGCCUGAACCUACACCCGAAACUCGCGUUCAACCUGCGCAAACUCACGCAAAAAUACCGCGUGUACACGGAGCUGCUCGACGAAGACCCCAAUGCGAUUCACGCCAUGAGCCACCAUGGGCUCAUGACCAUGCGCAAGGAGCGCGCGCGCCAGAUAGCGGCCAACCGCGCUGCGGGCCGCAAGUUCUUCAUCCCGCGCCGCUCCGACGUUUAA